Plasmodium gallinaceum is the source of this 2232-nucleotide messenger RNA. RefSeq names its product conserved Plasmodium protein, unknown function. The record is from RefSeq and is a predicted model, not a curated record. The coding region runs from base 1 to 2232 and encodes 743 amino acids. The transcript has 3 exons. NCBI's taxonomy places the organism in Eukaryota, Apicomplexa, Aconoidasida, Haemosporida, Plasmodiidae.
AUGAAUGAAAAUAAUAACAUAUCUGAUGUAUACGAAAAGAAUCUUUUAUUAGCUUCUAUUCGAAGAGAAGCAAAAGAAAAUAUGGAAAUUAGCGAUUUAAAAAAAUUUAAAAGAGAUAUUUUUGAUAGUAAUGAUUUUAUUAUAUAUAUUGAAUUGAAAUUUGAAAAUUUGAUUAUAUCAAGAUAUUUAUUUGAAAUAAGUAAAGAAUUUAAUACUCCUAUUCGAAAUAGUGUACAAAUAACAAGAUUUAUAAUUAUUAAAAGUAAAAACAAAAUUAUGGGAACCUGUGUUCCUAAUGCUAUAAUAUUAUGCUAUAAAAAUGAUAAAGAUAGUAAUAUUAUUUUAAAUAAUAUAAUAAAAGAGUUAGAAAAAAACUAUUAUAUUUAUUUAAAAUUAGAAGAAUUUAUAGAAAAUACUUCUGAUAAAAUUGAGAAAUAUUUAUUGUCAUAUAUAAUUCAGUUUACUUUAGUUUGUAAAUAUCUAGAAAGUGGAAAAUGGUUUCAUGUAUGGGAUAGCAUGGAUACUAUAAUUGAAUCCAAAUUUUGUGGUAAUAAUAGUUGCAAAUAUUUUAAUUGUAUUGGUUUUAAAUUUAAUGUAUUAAAUAAUGAUUACAAUGUAUUAAAUGAAACUAAAAGCAACAUACACAUUAUUAAAAUGUAUUUAAAAGUUACCAUAAAUAUUUAUAAAAUAUUACCACUUGAUAAUAUAUGCGAAAAUAUGAAUGUUUACUGCUUACCUCGUUGUUCAAUGCAAGCAACUAUCUUAAAUAUUUUAGAUUCAUCAAAUAAUGAGAAUUUUAACUAUAGAGAUUAUUGGUUAGAUAUACAUGGGUAUGUUCUUAAUGAAGCUUCUAUAGAAAAAAUAGUAAGAGUUAAAUUAUAUAAAGGUGUAUUUAAUUACCCAAUUGGGGUUUUAUUAAGAGAUAAUAUUUAUAAAAUAAAAGUACCUAUUAAAAAGGAUCAUUUUUUUUAUAUAUGUGAAUUUUUAAAUAAAUUUGAAUUAUUAAAAAAUAGUAAAAUUAAUUUAUUAAAAUUUUCAGAAAAUUUAAAAUUUGACAAUAUAUAUAAUGAUUUAAAUUGUGAUCAUAUAAAACUAAAGAAUAUGGAGAAUGAAGAUUUUUUUAAUAAAAUAAAAUUAUUAUGUAAUAAUGAAUUUGACGAAAAAUUUAUAGAUGAAAUAUCAAAUGAAGGUAAACAAGUUAAUUUAUAUAAUAAUGGAUAUAAUAUAUAUUGUAAUACUUUAAGCAAUUCAAUGAAAUCUAUAAAUUUAAAUUUUUCAAAUGAUAAUAAAAUAAACAAAUGUAAUACAUCCAAUCCAGAUAAAACCAUAGAUAUUUUUUUAAAAGAAUCUGCAUUAAACUAUAUUGCUGCAGAUAACAGGGAAAAUGAACACAAUAUUUUGAACAAAAAUGAAGAUGAUAAGGAUGAUAAUUCAAAAAAUACUUAUGACAACUGUAAAGGUGAUAUCAAAAACAAAAAUGCUCAAAAUAUUUAUAAUUCGGAGAAAAAAAAUUUUAGUAGUACCAAAGAUAUAGAUUGUCAAAAAAAAAAUAAUAACUUAGACAAAUUCUUAAAAGAUGUUACAAGUAAUUUGAAAUUUCCAAAUAAUAAUAAUAUGAAGGAUAUUGAUUUUUUUGAAAAUGUUAAUCCUGAUAUAAUAUUUUCAAAAGAUUUUCAAAAUUUUCUUGAUAAUUUAGAAGAAAUUCCACCAUCAGAGGAAAAACUAAAAAAAAUUGAUUUUAAUGAAAGAGACAAAAAAAGACCUAAUUUUUCUAUAAAUAGCCAAUUAAAUAAUGAAAAUAAUGAUAAUAAUAAAAAAUAUUUGAAUGCAAGUCAUCAAGUUUUCAACACUUCGAAAUAUGGUAUUAAUAAUAGUGAUUAUGUAAAAAAUAAUAAUAAUGAAUAUAAGAUAAUUCCUCUUAAAAAGGAACUAGUUGAAAUUAAUAGUUCACAAAAUAAUAAAACAAUCAGUUGUGUAAAAAAUAAAAAUACAAACAUAAGAAAAAACCAAAAUUUAUUUAAGUCUAAUCAAGAAAAAGAAAAGAAUUUUUUUGAUAAAUACAAUGAAAAUAAUCAUAUGCAUUCUUCCGAUAAUUUAAAUGAAAAAAGUAAUUCUCUUAAUUUAAAAGAAAUACAAAAUAUGAAAAAAAAAAAUCACAUAAAAGAUAGAAUAAAUGAAGAAUCUUGGGAGCAAAAAAAAGAAUAUAUUAUUACAAAAAAAAAAAAGAUAUAA